This is a messenger RNA of Magnusiomyces paraingens, 219 nucleotides long. RefSeq lists its product as uncharacterized. Gene Ontology annotation, biological process: proton transmembrane transport; vacuolar acidification. The record is from RefSeq and is a predicted model, not a curated record. Gene Ontology annotation, molecular function: proton-transporting ATPase activity, rotational mechanism. Lineage: Eukaryota; Fungi; Ascomycota; Dipodascomycetes; Dipodascales; Dipodascaceae. The transcript is spliced from 2 exons. The coding region runs from base 1 to 219 and encodes 72 amino acids. Gene Ontology annotation, cellular component: vacuolar proton-transporting V-type ATPase, V0 domain.
AUGAGCGGCUGGACUGUCAUUUAUGUUUUACUCGGGGUCGUGGCCAUUUCUUGCGCUACUUGGGCAUACCCCUUCAAGCAGGAUAAGACUGUAAUUCGCAGCAGUGUCAUUCUUACCCUUUCCAUGUGCUACCUCAUGUGGGCUAUCACCUUCUUGGUCCAGCUGCACCCGCUUGUUGCUCCUAGAAGAAGUGAUCUCCGACCGGAGUUUGCAGAGUAA